AGUUUAAAGAAAUUACUUUAUUUUGUAUCACUUCUUUAAUUUUUUUUAAUACGUUCGUGUUUUAAAAUGUUUAGAAUUGAGGCACAAAGCCCUUUAACUAAAGCUUGAUCUUAAACAGGCUUUAUAUGAUGAGCCUGCCACUGGGGCUGUCAACACAAUGGGGUCCUUCAUUUAGCGCCAGUUUUAGAUUCUCUCAUCGUAGAACAGUAGAAGCAAAGCUGUGUUCAGUAUGGAUUUACGUAUGUAAUAACGUUAUAUUAAACUUUUAAACAAUCCAUAAACAUCUGCGACGUAACGGCACUCUUCCUGAUAAGCAGGCCGAAAUCACACGACUUUGAGCACGCUUGUCAGUGGUACCCAGAUCAUUUAUAAUCCGCACAAGGUCCGACGACUGAAAAUGGAACGGGAGGAUGAUCUGGACCUUUUGACAUCGCUGUUGGAUGAGAAUGAGGACGUUGAAGAUCCACACGUUCAAAAGAGCUCGGUGGAUGACUUGGAUGAUCUGUUUGACAACGAUGACGACGACGUUGAAUAUGAAGACGGAAUCGCAGCGGAGAAGGCCGGAGGGAAGGAUGACGUGAUGACCGAUCUGUUUGGGGAUGUAGAUGACAUCGAAGAUGAGGAGACGGAGGGUGAGCAGCAAGCCGCUGACGCAGAAGACGACGACAGUCUUAACAAGUCGAAAGAGGACUUGCAAGAGGAGCUGCGGCGCAUGCAGGAGAAAAUGCAGAAGCUACAGCAGCAACUGUCGGCGUCUCAGAAGCCCCCUCCUGCCUCAGCCGCCACCCCUGGUCGGGGUGCCCGGACUGUGGCUUCAGUCAAGAAGAAGUCCCUCUCGCAGGGUGGGACCCCCGCCAAGGGCUCCGCUACCCAGACCCCCUCGAAGGGGAGGACCCCCGCCAAAGGCUCCGCUACCCAGACCCAUUCGAAGGGGAGGACCCCCGCCAAGGGCUCCGUUACCCAGACCACCACAAAGACACCCUCCUCCACUCAGAAGACUAAGCUCCCAGCAGCCAAAUCAUCUCCCCCAGACCUGGUUAGAGGAGUUGAUCCCAAGCGUGUGGAGUCCAGUGACUUCUCGGACCAGCUGGUGAACGCCGACAUGUUUAAACGGAAGCCACGCACAGCCCACCUGACCAAACCCAGCACGUCUCCAGAGGACAGAGGCCCAUUGGUGGAAAUCAAGAUUGGCAGCACUUUCCAGCCAGUGGAGCCCCGACCCCAGCCUUCAAACUCCCAACCGAGGCCCGCACCGCCCCCUGACCCCAAAGAUGUGGCAGUGGAAAAGUACUCUGGACUCAGGCUCAGGAACCCACUGGUCUCUUCCUGUGAGAUGGAUCGCAAGAUGGCGGAGCGGCGGUUGAUCCGGCUCUCCCAGUUGCCACAGCGCAUUGUUCAGGAGAAGCUGGAGGACAGCGACUGGGUGACGUUCGCAGUGCUGAUCAACAAGGCCACCAGGCAGGCCAAGGGGAGCGGAAACACGUUCAGCACAUGGACGCUCAGCGACCUCCACGACCUGGAGGUGUGCGUGACGCUGAUGCUGUUCGGGAACGAACACAAGGAGCACUGGAAGACGGAGGUGGGCACCGUCAUCGGAGUCCUCAACCCCAACCUGAUGAAGCAGAGGGACGGCUACGACGGGAUCAGCCUGUCGGUGGACAACCCCCAGAAGGUUCUGCUGAUGGGCACGGCGCAGGACUACGGCACCUGUAAGGGCAUGAAGAAGAACGGGGACCCCUGCUCCAAGAUAGUGAACAUGUACGACUGCCAGUUCUGCCAGUACCACGUCACAGCCGCGUACAAGAAGAUGAGCUCCAAGCGGGCCGAGCUGCAGUCCUCGUAUUCGGGGAAGGUUCCGGGUAAGGUGAAGGGAGCCGGCAGCCUGAAGGAGCGGCUGUGUCAGGGGGGCUUCUACUACGGGGGCGUGUCCUCCUCCGCCUGUGUCUCCUCUCUGGGCGGGUCCAAGCCCAACAAGUCGACCCAGCUAACCCUGAACUCGCUGUUCGUGAAGGGAGCCUCAAAGCAGGUCGACGAGGCCAAGAGACUGGUGGUAAAGUCGGGCGAGGUUUCCGGCUGCUCGGACGACUUUAAAAGCCUGAUGUCCCAUCAAACGCCCGGAGCACUGCAGCUGAAGAAGCACCUGCUGCACGCCAAAACCCCAGGCUCCCCGGGCGGCGCCGGCUCCGGCAUGCAGUCCAUCUCCGCCUCGGACCUGCUCAAACAGCAGAAGAAGAUGCAGCUGGAGCUGUUGGAGAGCCGCCGCCGCCGCGCCGCCGAGGCGCUCCAGAAGCAGGCCGGGCCUGCAACACCGAGGCCCGCGACUGCGUCCGUGUCGCACCCGACGACGGUCCCCAGGGUCUCUGCCUCUACAUCGGCCCCCAGGGUCUCGUCCUCUACGUUGGCCCCAAGGGUCUCGUCCUCUACGUCGGCCCCAAGGGUCUCGCCCUCGACGACGGCCCCCAGGGUCUCGCCUUCGACGUCGGCCCCCAGGGUCUCGCCCUCGACGUCGGCCCACAGGGUCUCGCCCUGUACAUCGGCCCCCAGGGUCUCGCCCUCGUCCUCGCGGGGGCCCGCGGGCCCACUGCUGUCCCCCAAAGCGGCCUCUGAGGUGCCCCGAGGGGCCGCCAGGAGCCCCCCCGCGGCCCACGCCCCCACCCUCGGACGGGGCUUCUCGGAGGGCGACGACAUCGUCUUCUUCGACCGCAGCCCGCAGCAGGCUCCGCCCCCGGCCGCGCUCGGGCUGUCGGCGGCCAAGAUGGCCGCCCUGAGGAGGUUGAAGGCGAAGGGGGCGGGGCUCGCCAAGGAAGACCCCAAUGCCGUGAAGAGGAAGAGGAGCAGCAAGGACGGCGAGAUCAGCGCCCGCGUGGAGAAGAACAUGGCGGCCGGCGAGGGUGAUGAGGCCGAGGCCGAAGAGGAGGAGCCGGCGCAGAAGAGAAGGCGGGACCUCAGCUACAUCCAAUCAGAUGAGUUCCAGAAGAUUCUCAAGGCCAAGUCGCGCCAUCAGGCUGCGCUACAGGCGGCGGAGUACCAGAUCCAGGAACGUUACUUCGACCCCCUGGUGAAGAAGGAGCAGCUGGAGGAGAAGAUGAGGGACACCAAGGAGAUGAAGUGUCGAGCCGUCUCUUGUAAACAGUGUAAUUACACCUACUUUAAGCCUGCGGACCGCUGCGUGGAGGGGAACCACCAGCUGAAGUGGCACGACGCUCUGAAGCGCUUCUUCAAGUGUCCCUGCGGCCAGCGCUCCAUCGCCCUGGACCGGUUACCCAGCAAGCACUGCAGUAACUGUGGGCUCUUCAAGUGGCAGAGAGACGGCAUGCUGAGGGAGAAGAAGGGGCCCAAGAUAGCAGGCGAGCUACUACAGCCGCGCGGCGAUGAGGGGCCCAAGUUCCUGAACAGCAUGCAGUGAGGUCACUUUGGCCCAAUCCCAUUUCUACCCCUUACGCCUUCCCCUUACGCCUUCCCCUUACCCCUUCCCCCUUCAAAACAAGGGGGAGGGGGAAGGGGAGGGGUAAGGGGUGGAAUUGGGAUUGGGCCGUUUCCUCUCCCUCAGAUACCUCCCCCCCCAACAUGGGGACAAAACCCCAAACCCUGCUGGAAGUCUCUUAUUUACUGUGUUGUACAGGAGAAAUACUUUUUACAUUUCGUCACAUCCUUUUUUGUUUUUUUUGUACAUUUUAUGAACUGUGAGAUUUUCGUACUAAUAAUGGAUAAUUUAAAUGUUUUUAAAUUUUUAUUCUGUUGAGCUGAGGGAUCAUUAAAUGGUUUACAGCUGGACUAGACUGCCUACACUUUUUUUAAAUAUAUUAACAACCUUAAUAUUAAGGUCAAGGCUGUGCUUAACCUUUAAUAUAUUAACCAGAAUAGUUCCUCCCUCCUCUUUACACUUUACAUUAGUGUCUCGUUAGUGCGUUUAAUUACACAAGUAGAACUGUGUAAUAGGCAAUGUUACAUGUAACAGCAUAAUAUUUAAUAACGUUGGGGAACAGCCAAACCAGUGGUUAGGGUCAGGGGUUAAGGUUAGGAAUAGGCGAAAGGGCGAGUUCCCCACUGGGGUUAGGGUAAUGCGGUUCCCUAACUUCAUUACCUAUUCAGUACACGCUGUAUCAUUGCUUAAUGCAUGGGUAAUUAUACUCUAACAAGGACACUGGCAUGUAAACCUCCACUGUAGCAGCUUUCUGUUUUCUUGAAUAGCAAGAGCGCAGAGCGAAAGAUAAAACUGGACAAAAAAAACCAGUUUUGUUUUAUCUUGGACUGCAGAGACCCAUUUUCCGUCAAUAUUCUCCUCUCUGGAAUGUGGGCGGCUUUACAGGGAAUCCAGUCGUUAUUCAGCGGCUCCGUCUGAUGAGUUUUACAGGGAGGAAAUUCCACACCGAAGAACCGCAUGGGUCUUAUUCACCUUGCGGCCAUGUUGGCUCCAUCUUGGUCCGGAAGGCUAGCAGGGUGAUGGAACUGAAGGCUGUAUUUUGCAUUCAGUGCCAUCAACCUGCUAGGGUUACAAAACAAGAUUGCCGCCAGGUUACCAAGGCAUAUGGCUUCUCUCCACACCUACGCAGCAUUCGCCCAGAAAUAACAAAAGACUACAAGCCAGUUAUUCUCAAAUGAGAACUGUAUGAUUCUUUAUUGAGUUGAAGGAAUAAUGCUGAGUAUGGUAUUAAAGGACACAGGUAUUUCAGCCAAAGUAUUUCAAAGAUAAUUGUAUGCCUACGAAACCUCUAUGAACUGUACAAAAGUUUAUUUAUACACUUUUAAGAUGUAAAUAUUGGCCCUCCAGGGUAAAAGAAUGCUUUUCAUCACCCACAAAGCAUUGGUUUGCAUUUAACAGGCUUUAGAGUAAUUAUAUACAAUAAAGAUUUUUUGUUAUGCAGAGCGUGACCAAAAUAAAAAGUGAAACUGAGGGAAGCACCAUGUGAUCACAAUUUAUUUUAUUUGCUCAAAAUUUGGUAAAAAAUUGUCAAUACUUAUCAAUACGAUUUGAAUUAAGCAUUUGCUUACUUUAAACGGGUUAUAAAUUCUCCAUUCCCCAAUGGUAUGGCUUUCUGUUGCUGGUCUAGUCUAGGGGUUUUAGUGGUUAGUGAUAACAUCAAGAUGUUUCGGUUUGGACGGUUGUCCUCUUUUUAAAAUGCAAAAGGAUUAUCAAUCAACUAGUGUCCACAGUUUGCACACUACAAUCGAUCUGCCUCAGAAAUAGUACACCAGCCGGGUACUUUGAGUAUACCGUUUCUUGCAUAAUAUGAUUAAAUAGGAUUUCAGACACACUACCUUAUACUCAGCCAACUACGCAGUAUGUUAGUGUAGAGUUUCAGACUCGGACCAGGCUUUAACAGUUGCCGCUGUCGUUUCUGUCACUCUUUUCGAUGAUUGAUGGGUUCGAGGAGGAUCUAUCCCCGCCCGUUCUGAAGCCAUUGAGCGCGCUCGGCUUCAGUCGUGCCAGUCAUAGCGGGGGUACUGUCCGUCGUACUGGUACUCCCGAUACUGUUCGGUGGUCUCUCGUGUCCUUUCGUUUUGCUCUGCAAAAGAGAGCAGGCA
Molecule: messenger RNA, 5526 nt
Organism: Gadus chalcogrammus (walleye pollock)
Lineage: Eukaryota; Metazoa; Chordata; Actinopteri; Gadiformes; Gadidae
Gene: mcm10
Product: minichromosome maintenance 10 replication initiation factor
Exons: 18
Coding region: 398-3406 (1002 amino acids)
Biological process (GO): DNA replication; DNA replication initiation
Cellular component (GO): replication fork protection complex; nucleus
Molecular function (GO): DNA replication origin binding; single-stranded DNA binding
Source: RefSeq, a predicted model, not a curated record